Messenger RNA from Lotus japonicus, 2108 nucleotides. RefSeq names its product probable arabinosyltransferase ARAD1. Gene Ontology annotation, molecular function: glycosyltransferase activity. The record is from RefSeq and is a predicted model, not a curated record. The coding region runs from base 150 to 1619 and encodes 489 amino acids. NCBI's taxonomy places the organism in Eukaryota, Viridiplantae, Streptophyta, Magnoliopsida, Fabales, Fabaceae. The transcript has 3 exons.
CGAAGUUCAUACAUCAUAAUCAUCAUUCAUCAUCCUUCAUUUUCCCCCAUCUUGCGUUCAUAGCUCAUUGACAUACAACACAAUUGAAUUUGCUUCAUCCAUGCCAUACAUACAUACUUCGCAAUGUGCCUAAGCUUUGAAUUCUGAAGAUGCCGUACCCAAAGAGCAUGAACAACGAAGAAGGCACAACAACAAACAAAGCCAAGAGCAGAAAACCCAAACCCAGUUUUGUCUCUCGAUUUUCCAUCACCACCCAAACACUGUUUUCCUCCAUGACUCGCAAACCCCUUCUCAAACAAACCCUAGCCACCUUCUUCCUCAUCCUCAUCCUCUACGCGCUUUUCAACGCCUUCUUCCACACCGCCGAUUCCUCCGCCGCCUUCGACACCACCGCCUUCUCUUCCUCCGUCCUCCUCGCCGGCAGCCCCCCCAAACCUCCCGCUGUCAAAGUCUACCUCUACGAUCUCCCUCGCAGGUUCACCCACGGGGUUAUCUACCACCACUCCCUCGCGCGUGGCACACGCGCCGGUGUCGAUGAGAACGAUAUGGCGUCGCUCAAGUACCCCGGCCACCAGCACAUGGCGGAGUGGUAUCUCUUCUCCGAUCUCUCCCGACCUGAAUCGAAGCGCGCCGGUUCCCCGGCGGUUAGGGUUCUGGAUCCUGACGAUGCGGAUUUGUUCUUCGUGCCGUUCUUCUCAUCGCUGAGCUUGAUCGUGAACCCGGCCCGGCCUGCUGGUUCGGGUUCCGGUGCGGAGAAGCCGGUUUACAGCGACGAGGAGAAUCAGGAGGCGUUGGUGGAGUGGCUGGAGAGGCAGGAGUAUUGGAAGAGGAGCAAUGGGAGGGACCAUGUGAUUGUGGCCUCGGAUCCGAAUGCAAUGUACCGGGUUAUCGAUCAGGUUAAGAACUGUGUGCUGCUCGUGUCGGAUUUCGGGCGGGUGAGACCUGACCAGGGGUCUCUGGUGAAGGAUGUGGUGGUGCCUUACUCGCACCGUAUCAGAACCUAUGAGGGUGACGUCGGUGUCGAUAAUCGCAACACCUUGUUGUUUUUCAUGGGCAAUCGGUACCGCAAAGAGGGAGGGAAAAUUCGUGAUAUACUCUUUCAAAUUCUAGAACAAGAAGAGGAUGUUGUAAUAAAACAUGGGGCACAAUCGAGAGAGAGUCGGAGGGCAGCUUCACAAGGAAUGCAUACAUCAAAAUUCUGUUUACAUCCUGCAGGAGAUACUCCAUCAGCCUGCCGUCUGUUUGAUGCUAUAGUUAGCUUGUGCAUUCCGGUGAUUGUCAGCGAUAAUAUUGAGUUGCCUUUUGAGGAUACCAUAGACUAUCGAAGGAUUGCUGUAUUUGUUGAAACUUCUGCUGCUAUAAAGCCAGGAUAUUUGGUGUCAAUUUUGAGAGCCAUAACACCAGAUAGAAUCUUGGAAUAUCAAAAAGAAAUUAAAGAGGUGAAGAGAUACUUUGAAUAUGAAGAACCAGAUGGGACGGUUAAUGAGAUUUGGCGCCAAGUCUCGAGAAAACUACCCUUGAUUAAAUUGAUGAUUAAUCGUGAGAAAAGGCUGGUUACAAAGGAGGAAGCUGAUUGCUCUUGCAUAUGCACUAACCAGACUGCCAUCACAACCUUGUAGCACUUCUCUCACCAUCGGGUUUGCAUACUAUGUGACUCAGUUUUGUUUGUGAGGAUUAGAACAUUUAAUUAGGGAUAAUGAUAGUUGUAAAUAUGGUUUCUCUCAUAUUUCACAUAGGGGUGACUUGGAAAUUUUUGUUGACAAUCCCUAUAUGCUCAACUCAUUCCAAAUAGAAUUUGUCACGCAUGUGAAUAUGUAUGAGAAAUUAUUUGUGUAACUAUCAUUGUCCAGUAGUGAAUUCUUCCUGGUACAGCGGUACUGACUUGAGUGUUACUCCUAUAUCUGAAGGCUGGGCAUAGCUCGCUACCUGCCGUGUGUGUACGAGUGUAAGUGUAAGGGUUGUCAUUGUAGAUUUAACAAGCCCCAUAUAAGCUUACACAAAUCGACUGCUAGGAUAAGUAAAAACAAAGUGUAGUGUACCUUGAUUGUAUUGUACAGGAUACAGAAUAAGUCAUCAUCAUUAUUGUUAUUAUUAUUCUUAUUAUCUUA